Molecule: messenger RNA, 1122 nt
Organism: Coturnix japonica (Japanese quail)
Lineage: Eukaryota; Metazoa; Chordata; Aves; Galliformes; Phasianidae
Source: RefSeq, a predicted model, not a curated record
GGGGCAGAUUUAUGGGCUCAGCCAGCACUGGGUCAUCUCGAGGCCGCACACGUCCCUGCUCGGUACCACCCGGCUCUGCCAAUGCUGCUCUAUGGGGUGAGCGCCGCGUCCUGGUUGCAAAUGGGCUCCGAGCAACAGAGGGGGGCAGCGGGAGGGAGGAGAGCGGGCAGCAUCGGAGCGUUGGGACACGGGGAUGGACGGAGCUGCCGCUGCCCCCAGCCGGUGGGCGGGUCGAGCCGAGCUCCGCUAUAAGGCGGCCCCGAGCAGCAUCAUCCCCGCGGUGCCAUGUGCGCCCCGCGCUGCCUCUUCCUCCCCUUCCUCCUCCUCCUCCUCCCGCUGUUGGCCGCCCCCAGCCCCGCUGUGGCCCCGCCGGGGCGGCCCCGUGUCCGCCGAGGGCUGACCUACCCCGGGACGUUGUGGUGCGGAGCCGGGAGCAACGCGGACAGCUACGAGCAGCUGGCUCUCACCCCACAGGGGAGCACCGUGACACCGACCGCUGCUGCCGUGACCACGACCACUGCCAGCACGUCAUCCACCCCUUCACCUCCCGCUAUGGCUACCGCAACCUGCGCUGGCACACCAUCAGCCACUGCGACUGCGACCGCCGGCUGAAGGAGUGCCUGCAGCAGGUGAACGACACGGCGUCGCGUGUAGUGGGACAGGCCUUCUUCAACGUCAUCCAGGUGCCGUGCUUUGAGUUCGCCUAUAAGGAGGAGUGUGUGCAGCCAUAUCUCUAUGUGUGGUGCAGGGCGUACAACACGGUGGCUGUGGCUGUACCCAAGGAGCCGGUGCUGUAUGAGUUCGGUGGGGAGCUCAUUGACAGGGCAGCGUGGCCUGAAGGGGGGGAACAGCCGGACAUCCCAGCUGUGAAAGUGAGGAAGAGGAUGAAGGAGAAGAGGAAGAAGGGGAAGGGAUUGAAGAAAAGCCCUUCUGGAUUUAAGGAGCUGAGCCACGCUGCAUCCAUCACCCCCAUCCCACCCAGCACAGCGGGACGGGACAGCAGGAAGAGGAGGAGGAAGGAGAGGAACAGAAAGAAGAGGCUGAAAAGUAACGCUGAGGCGUGAGCCCCAUGUCUACCCUUGUCGUGUUAAUUAAUUAAUUAAUAAAGUGGGGUGAUGAGCA